Didymodactylos carnosus is the source of this 790-nucleotide messenger RNA. The record is from the annotation of a GenBank genome assembly. NCBI's taxonomy places the organism in Eukaryota, Metazoa, Rotifera, Eurotatoria, Philodinida, Philodinidae.
AAGCUGCUUGUGGGACUAGCAAUUUCGGACGUCUGACAGGCGAUGCUUUUAUAGCCUGAUCGUAGUUUCGCUCAGUACCGAGUUUUCAUUACUCUCGUAGCACCAGAACUUGGUCACAGAACACUACAAAGCACAGGGCAAUAGCACUUUUUCUUCAGUUAGUUAUUCAAAAAAUAGCCAUUGGCAUUCUUGUUUGGCGGCGAUGCAUCGUGUUUAUAUGUGUUAAAAAAAAGAAAAUCUGAAAAUUGAAUAUUUCUCCUCUUACUCUUUGUCCUUGACCUUACUCGACGGCUACACGUAAGCUUUCUAAAAAUACAUUCCACUGCUAACUGUAUUGUUUAAUCGAUCCCUUACUUAUACAGCUUACAUUCCAAUUGUUGCUCAGUGUCGCGGUGCAACCUGUGGUAAUUUCACUCAGUGUUCAACAACAAAUUCAGCUUGUGCUUGUUUUAUGGUUGCAAACAAAAACACCUCCGGCAUAUGUGGGCUUGGAUCGUCCACGAGGACUUCAACUUCGACAACGUCGUCGUCGACCACUACAACAUACACCUCGACAACAACUACGACGAACAGCACCGUCACAUUUACUUCCACAGCCACGCCUAUCUCGAGCAAUAAUAAUUCGACUGGUAAGUAAGAAGCAAACCUUUUGUCUUUGACAGUUAGCUUUCACUACCCAGGUGAAACACGUCUUGUAAGACCUUGCAAGAUCUGAUGUUUUCUUGUGAAAUCUUGUAAUAAGGUCUUACGAUAUGAUCAUACAAGAUCUUAUUAUAAGAUAAUAUAAGAU